This is a messenger RNA of Cyclocybe aegerita, 1920 nucleotides long. NCBI's taxonomy places the organism in Eukaryota, Fungi, Basidiomycota, Agaricomycetes, Agaricales, Hemipholiotaceae. The record is from the annotation of a GenBank genome assembly.
AUGACGUUGGCAUCGUGGACCCUCUUCCUCACCGCUGUCCUGCUGACUGCCACUCGUUGGGUAUUGUCACCGAAGCUUCGUCUCCCACCAGGCCCGCGAAGGUGGCCGCUAAUAGGAAAUCUACCUCAACUAUUUCUGGAGCACCCGUGGAAAGCUUUUGCUCGGUGGGCACGGGAAUACGAAUCCUCAAUCAUCUCCGUCACUGUUCUAGGAACGACAUUUAUCAUACUCAACGACGAACGUUCGAUUCGAGAGCUUCUUGUAGAGCGUGCUCUGAUCUAUUCCGACCGGCCGUGCACGAAAUGGUUUGAGAAAAUAGGUAUUUCACGGCUGUUCUUUUUUCAGGACUACAACGAUAAGUGGAAGCGUGUGUUUCAUCGAAUUCUGUACCCCGGUUCGACCACGUCGAAGAAUUUCAUCGUGCUUCAGGGGAUUAUAUUCUCUCCAUGGUCUACGGAAUACCUCUCGACAGGCAAGCAGAUUAUGUCGCUCUUUCUCAUGAGACGGAUACCUUGGAGUGCUAAUUCAAAACGAAAACUUCCAGUGAACCACCUCCCAUUUCCUAUUAACUUUCCCUCGUGGUUUCCCGGAACUACAUUCAUCAAUCAAGCCAAAAAAUGCACAGUGUUCGUCGACAAAAUGAUACGCACUCCUUUCAAUACCGCCAAGGAUGACAUUAAGAGAUGUGGUAGUACUCCUUCCAUUGCGUCUCGGUUCUUUGCGAUGUUCGAGGGAAAACCUCUAGACCCGUUCGAGAUAGACGAAGUGGCGAACGUUUUGGGUGUCGCCUACGCUGCCGGAAUCGACCCAAUCUUCGCACUGCUGACAUCCUUUGCCACGGCGAUGCUCUUGUAUCCAGAAGUCCAGCGCAAGGCCCAUGCAGAACUAGAUACAGUUCUCAGUGGCCGCAUUCUGGACUUUGGCGACUACGGAAAGAUCCCUUAUAUCGAUGCACUUAUCAGCGAAUUGCUUCGAUGGAACCCGGUAGCCCCUCUAGGGCUGUUUCGAUCACUGAAGCAAGACGAUUCGUACCACGGCUACACCUUCCCAGAGGGUUCAAUAAUUAUAACGAAUAUAUGGGCAGUCCUCCACGAUGAACGACAUUAUGGCCCCGAGCCGGACAAAUUUAUUCCAGAGAGAUUUCUGAGGUCUGACGGCAGUAUUGACCUAGAUCGUGCAAAUGCCGAGGGGGCCUUUGGCUUUGGGCGGAGGAGCUGUGCUGGUCAACGUAUUGCUCGCGAAUUUGCUUGGAUCGUGAUCGCAUCGAUACUCAGUGUCUAUGAGAUAGCGGAUGGGGUGGAUCUGAAUGGAAAGCCGCUAGAUGGGUCUGAGAUCAAGUACACAAGCAGUCUUGGCACGACAUAUGUCGUUAUGGAGCUCGUCAAGCUCGUGGAAUCCCCUCCCAACCUCGACACGAGGAUCGUAGAUGCCAUCAAGUGGCUUGCAACGGUGCCAGCUCCUCCUGGCCACCUUCUGGGACCGCUGGGAGGUGGGUGUAUCCGCCACAGCUUCUUCGCGGACGGAGAAACACCCGAGCCAUACGUGAGUGUCCAAGCCCUCAAGCGCUACAUGGAUAAGGGGCGCAGAAGGCUCUACAACGGUGGCGAAGGCGUCAAACGCGCCACCGUCGCGGACGAGAGGCUCAUCUGCACGCAGGCAAAUGUGCACCCCACCCACUUCGGCGUCGACGAGCACGGCAAGACGGUCGUCAUGGGCUUUGGCAGCAUCUCGUACCUGCCAGAGUCCUUUGCGAGGUAUGCCCUCCUGGGCGACGACAAGUUCGGCAACGUUCCCGACGCCCUAGGCUGGGCAGGCGCGGAUCAAAUCGAUGCAAUGGCCAGGAUCUCUGGUAACCUGGGCAUGACGGCCGACCCAGGCCUUGGCCUGGACGCAAACGGUGAUCCCGUGGAGACCAAGUGA